Messenger RNA from Impatiens glandulifera, 639 nucleotides. RefSeq lists its product as uncharacterized. Gene Ontology annotation, molecular function: protein dimerization activity; DNA binding. The coding region runs from base 1 to 639 and encodes 212 amino acids. The record is from RefSeq and is a predicted model, not a curated record. The transcript is spliced from 2 exons. Lineage: Eukaryota; Viridiplantae; Streptophyta; Magnoliopsida; Ericales; Balsaminaceae.
AUGAAGGCAAAUCUGAUGAAGAAGGCUUCCGAACUUCAUACCUUAUGUGACGUGGACGUGUCAAUUAUUACCUUUCCACAGAGCACCGACGACGUAGACGAGGAGCAAUUACAACCUGAGAUCUGGCCGGCGGAGGGAUCUAACAAGUUCCUUUCUCAAAUCGAAGAAUUCAAGAAACAAUCGCAGGAGGAGAAGAUGAAGAGGACAGUCGAAGUCGAUAGUUACUUGGAGGAGAGGUGCAAGAAACUCGAAGAUGAGAUUAUUAAACUAAGGAAGAAGAACUACGGCGCCGUUUAUCCAAGUUGGAAUCAUCCUCACUACAAUGACUUGCCGGAAGAGAAACUUCAAGCUGAUUAUCAUCAUCAACAUCAGUCUGAAUUCAUUCCUAACAUCAGAUCAAAUUUCCAUAACAACAUUGUUGAUAAUCAAUAUCUGUUGAUGGAUCAACAACAACCGGAUAAUCUGUAUGAUAACUUGAUCUACGACUACGACUAUUACGCCUCAAUGAUUCCGCCUAAUUUGAUGAAUAUCGGCGGAGACGACGGAUUCAGAACGAUCGACAUCAAUAAUAAUAUGAUUCAUAUGCGGCAGAAUGGUUACGAAGAACAACAAAUUGGAUAUUACUCUAGAAUGAUGUAG